Messenger RNA from Spinacia oleracea (spinach), 720 nucleotides. RefSeq lists its product as uncharacterized. The coding region runs from base 1 to 720 and encodes 239 amino acids. Lineage: Eukaryota; Viridiplantae; Streptophyta; Magnoliopsida; Caryophyllales; Amaranthaceae. The transcript has a single exon. The record is from RefSeq and is a predicted model, not a curated record.
AUGACAACUCAGGUAACUCGCAAGAGUAAUAUUGAAAAUUUUGGCGAUGUCUUUAAGAAAGUAGCAGCUAGUAAACCACCUACCUAUGAUGGAAAGGAAGACCCUGCAAGUCUAGAAAACUGGCUUAGAGAAUUUGACAAACUGUUUGAUGCUAUCAAUUGCCCUGAGGAUCUAAAAAUCAAUAAUGGUGUGUACUAUUUAAGGGAAGAAGCUGACCUAUGGUGGUCACAAAGAAAGAAAGACCUAAUGGCCAAACCUGAUUUUGAUUGGAAAACCAUGAAAGAAGCUUUGAGAGUUAAGUUUUACCCUCCCUACCUAAAGAAGCAGAAAUGCCUAGAAUUUACAAACCUUAGAAUGGGAACCAUGACUGUGAAUGAGUAUUACACCAAGUUCAUAGAGCUAAUGAGGUUUGCACCUGAAAUAGUCCCAACUGAAGCCAUAAAAGCUCAAAGGUUUGAGCAAGGGUUAACUUUGACUUUGCAAGGGAAGCUUGGGGGAGUUAACUUUGAAUCCUUAGAUGAUGUUUAUGGUCGUGCAGCUCACCUAUAUGGGAUUAAAGGAAGAGAGCUUGAUGGAAAUUCUGGUGAAAAGAGGAAGGGAAAUGGAAACUUCCAAGGGAAUGAGAAGAAACCUAAGCUGGAUGGGGAUUUUAACCAUGGAAAGAGGGAAGGGAAUUUUAACCAAAAUAGGGAAGAGAAUCUCAAUUUCACCCAAAAAUGA